Ooceraea biroi (clonal raider ant) is the source of this 913-nucleotide messenger RNA. RefSeq lists its product as uncharacterized. The record is from RefSeq and is a predicted model, not a curated record. Lineage: Eukaryota; Metazoa; Arthropoda; Insecta; Hymenoptera; Formicidae.
UUUUUAUAGGGACAUCGAUAUGAAGCCAAACAUAAAGCUUUGGCUCUAACAUUAUAUAAAACGAUGGGAAAACGGCCAUACACGUGUUUGCGUACCAUUUUUAACAGCAUUCCAUCUAUUCAAACUUUGCAGUCGGCACUUGUAAAAUUACCCAUUGCCCCCGGAUUGAAUACUUUAAUUCUCAAACAUCUAGAGAAUUUAGCUCCAAAAAUGUCAUCUAAAGAAAAAGUCUGCAUUCUUAUGUGGGAUGAAAUAUCCAUACAACCCAAAAUCAAUUAUGAUGCUCGAAAGGAUAUUAUAUGCGGCUAUGAAGAUUGGGGUAAUAACCGUACUAGCAAAGUAGCAGACCAUGCUUUAGUGUUCAUGUUACACGGAUUAAAUUCAGGCUGGAAAAUGCCUGUUUCUUAUAAUUUUUGUCAUAAACAAACUAAUACAGCCCAGCUUAUGCGAUGUGUAAAAGAACACAUUAAGAAAAUUAACAACGUGAGAUUCCGCAUCGUUGUCACAGUUUGCGACCAGGGAUCGUCGAAUCAAGCCGCAAUUAAACAAUUAAUAUACAGGAGCAAUAUGAAACGUACAUCGCAAAAUAGAUCGGAAGGUAAAUAAUAUAAUGUAAAAUAUAUAUGUGUGUGCAUAUACAUAUAUAUAUAUGCACGUUUUAUUGUAAGUAAUUGUACUGUUUACAGGACAAAGCUUUGAAGUGGACAACAUGGAGAUUGUUCCUCUAUAUGAUCCUCCUCAUCUUAUAAAAGGGAUUAGGAACAAUCUUCUUACAAAACAUUUAGCGACGACACCUAACAAUACUACACAAAUCGCAUCGUGGGAGGUGAUAAAAACAGCGUGACUCAUGGAUAGGAAGUUAAAUACUAUCCGUCCACAACUCAAGAAAUUAACAACACAACAUGUCAUGGAA